UUUCCAGACGCUGUUGAGCUUCCUCGUUGGCAUGAUCUGCUUCUGCAGAAUGUGCCUAUCUUUGAUCUAGACUUUGAUGCUAUCCUUGCUGCCAUGUAUGCUUUUGCUGAUAUUACUGAGGGUGACUGUUACCUGCGUGUCCCGCCCGACCCGGGCACUGUGGCUGCUGCUCUGGGUGCUAGUGCGGCUGCUGCUCUAGGUGCUCGUGCGUCUGCUGCUCCAGGUGCUGGUACGUCUCCUCUCUCUGGUACUGCACCUACUGAGUCCUUUCACACCUUCACACUUGACUCUGGUGCUUCGCGCUCUUUCUUUAGAGACAGCACCACGCUUACGCCGCUCCGUCGGCCUGUUGCGGUCUCCCUUGCUGACCCCUCCGGGGGCCCAGUCCUUGCACACUCCUCCACAGUUCUACCGUGUCCUGCGGCCCCGUCGGGCUUGCUGUCGGGACUCCACCUCCCCUCGUUCUCUACGAACUUGGUGAGUGGAGCUGACCUCCAGGACGCGUGGGUUGACCAGUUCACCCCUGGAGGUCAGCGUGUGACCCACUGCACUUGCUCUCGGACGGGCCGCCACCUGGCCACGUUCACCCGUCGGCCAGGGUCGAGUCUGUACACACUGACUACUGCGCCUCCUCCGGUCCCUGCGUCUGGUCAGGUAGCUGCGUCCAGUCAGGUGUUUGCUGCUGCGUCCAGGUCUAGUCCUGCGUCUGCCCCCUGCUCGUGUCGUCCUCUGGCGCACGAGACUCUCCUUUGGCACCACCGCCUUGGUCACCCCUCCCUGCCUCGUCUUCGAGGUAUGGCCUCCCGUGGUUUUGUCUCUGGCCUCCCCAGGUCCCUCCCUCCCCUUCCUCCGGGGCCUGCCCCCACCUGUAUUCCUUGUGUCGAGGGCCGGCAGCGUGCCGCUCCUCACUCCUCCUCGUUUCCUCCGACUGAGGCCCCUCUGCAGACUCUUCACAUGGACGUGUGGGGCCCAGCCCGCAUCCGUGGAUGGGGUCACGAGCGUUACUUUCUGCUGGUCGUUGACGACUACUCGCGUUACACCACAGUCUUCCCCUUGCGCAGCAAGGGUGAUGUCACUGAGGUGUUGAUCGACUGGAUCCGCGGUGCUCGUCGCCAGCUUAGUGAGAGUUUCGGCUCCGACCUUCCUGUUCUGCGUCUGCACUCAGACAGAGGCGGGGAGUUUUCGUCCGACCUCCUGAGAGCCUUCUGUCGUUUGGAGGGCAUCCGCCAGACGUUCACGCUUCCGGCCUCCCCGCAGCAAAAUGGGAUUGCUGAGCGCCGCAUUGGCAUGGUCAUGGAUGUCGCUCGUACGUCCAUGAUCCAUGCGGCUGCUCCCCAUUUUCUGUGGCCAUUCGCGGUUCAGUACGCUGCGCAUCAGAUCAACCUUCAGCCUCGUGUCUCCUUGCCGGAGACCACACCUACUCUGCGGUGGACGGGGAAGGUUGGCGAUGCGUCCGCGUUCCGUGUCUGGGGAUCUCGAGCUUUUGUCCGCGAUACUACAGCGGACAAGCUGUCCUCCCGUGCCGUUCCCUGUGUCUUCCUUGGCUUCCCUCCUGACGCACCCGGGUGGCAGUUCUACCACCCCACCUCGCGUCGUGUUCUGUCCUCUCAAGACGUCACGUUUGACGAGUCGGUGUCGUACUACCGUACUCCCCUGGUAGACUCCCUCCCCCCCCAGGGUCCUGCCCCCUCAGGUGUGUCCCAGGUAGACCCUGCCGAGCCGGUCGAGGUAGCUGUCGCCUCAGGUGCUGCUAGGGGUGCUGAGACUGGGGGUGCUGAGUCUGGGGGUGCUGAGACUAGGGGUGUUGAGUCUGGGGGUACUACACCUGCGCGUGCUGCGUCUGGAGGUGCUCUAGGUGUCCCGUCGCGGCGGGAGCCUCUCUCUCCACAGCGCCUUCGUGAGUGGUACUCUCGGCGCGGUCGGGUUGCUGCUGGUGCUGGGGCUGCUGGAGGUGCUGGAGGUGCUACUGGUGCUACUGGAGGUGCUGGCGCUGCUGGAGGUGGUGCUGGAGCUGGAGCUGCAGGAGGUGCUCCGGGUGCUGGUGCUGCUGGAGGUGCUGCUGGUGCUGGAGCUGCUGGAGGUGCUACUGGUGCUGGUGCUGCUGGAGGUACUGGAGGUACUACUGGAGCUACUAGAGGUGCUGGCGCUGCUGGAGGUGGUGCUGGAGCUGGAGCUGCUGGAGGUGCUCCAGGUGCUGCUGGAGCUGCUGGAGGUGCUGCUGGGACUGGAGGCCCUGGGGCUGAGGGUACCGGUUCUGUCUCUGCUGUCUCUGGAGGCGCUGCGCGGCCGCGGCUGUACUACGUUCCGCUCCUUCAGCAGGUUCUUGGCUCCCCGCUUUCUCCUGGUCCUCCUCCUCCUUUCCUGAGUCCACCGCCUGUCCAGUCCCAGUCGCAGUUGCAGCGGGCCUCUCCGCUGCCUGGUCCUUCUCCUUACUCCGGUCCGUCUAGAGGUCUUACGGAGCGUCGGGAGCCUGAGUCUCGUCCUGUGUCGCCUGCGUCUCGUUCUGCGUCGCCUGUCCGUCCUGUUCGCACUGGUCGUGUUUCGCGUCCGCGUCUUCCUCUUGUCCCAGGCACUCACUCUAUGACACUGCGUCCUUCUACUGCUCCACAGCGUGUCCCUCUGCCCUCUCCUCCUGCGUCCUCUCUUCCUGACGGUCCGGACCCGGAGUCUGACUCCCUUCGUGCUGCUAGUCCUACUGUCACCCGCUUUCUGGCCACUGCUGUCACUGACCCUCUGUUUGAGUCCUCUGCUGCGUCUGCUCUUGUUGCUGAGCUUGUUGACUUUGCUGCGGCCUGUCGCCUAGACUACGCUGCUAGUCUUACAGGAGGACCUUGA
Messenger RNA from Closterium sp. Naga37s-1, 2835 nucleotides. NCBI's taxonomy places the organism in Eukaryota, Viridiplantae, Streptophyta, Zygnematophyceae, Desmidiales, Closteriaceae. The record is from the annotation of a GenBank genome assembly.